Adineta ricciae is the source of this 654-nucleotide messenger RNA. Lineage: Eukaryota; Metazoa; Rotifera; Eurotatoria; Adinetida; Adinetidae. The record is from the annotation of a GenBank genome assembly.
AUGCAUGGUCUUAUUUUAGAAACAAAUAUAAACAGAGGUGAUGAUGGUGGUUUAUAUGCUGAGCUUGUCUAUAAUCGAGCAUUUCAAGAAAUGGGUCGAUCAUUGGACGGAUGGAUAACAUAUGGGGAAGGAUCCAUUGGUCUUAGCAAUAUCCAACCUUUGUCCAAUGCUUUACCAGUGCAAAUGAAAUUCACACUUACCGAAACGUCAGCUUCUCCAUCUGGUUUCCAAAAUGGUGGGUUUUAUGGCAUGAAUACUCAAGCUCAAAGCUAUACAGCAACAUUUUAUUAUCGACCAUCUGCAAAUGCGCAUGUGGGUGGCGGUAAGUUGACAAUUGGAUUGGGCGAUGCAGCUGGUCUAGAUGUGUUUGGUACAUCGACAGUUGAUGUAUCGAAUGCUCCCGCGAAUGUUUGGUCCAAUUUUUCUGCUAGUAUCUCUGUCUAUCUUGCGGCGCCGUCUACUCAAAACGUUUUCUUCAUCGAAUUUCCUCCAAACUCAAAGGGUAAUUUCGAAUUCAACCUGAUUUCUUGUUUUCCUCCUACGUUCAAAAAUCGAACGAAUGGUGUUCGUAUCGAUAUUGCACAGCGUUUUAUUUGGAAUAAUACCAUUGGUCCUCUGAAAAAUCGUCCAGGUCGACAAGGAUCAUGGGUGUGA